This is a messenger RNA of Trametes versicolor FP-101664 SS1, 340 nucleotides long. RefSeq lists its product as uncharacterized. NCBI's taxonomy places the organism in Eukaryota, Fungi, Basidiomycota, Agaricomycetes, Polyporales, Polyporaceae. The record is from RefSeq and is a predicted model, not a curated record. The transcript has a single exon. Bases 32 to 220 code for a protein of 62 amino acids.
CGGGCGUGGUCGGUGUCGAACGCGCUCUCAAAUGGGGUCGUCGGCCAGCGCCCCGUCGGACGACGCCUAUACCGAUGAUGGUACCUGCAUUCCCCGCGCGCACGCCCGCGCGCGUCGCGGCGCCGGCGGAGUAGGUGCAGUCUAUCGAUCGUCCGUCGCUCGCGCGUGCCAACGGGAGUCAGCGGUCGGUAGGAUGGUGAUCAUCGCGACAACGUGGUGAGGAUUCGAAGGUUCAGUUUAGGCAUAAGGCUGCCACUUCUGUCUUUCCCGAGCACUUGCAGGCUGUGUCGUUAGCGGGGCUCUUGAUGAAGGAGCCGAAUAACAAUCGGGCAAUGUGCUG